This is a messenger RNA of Colossoma macropomum (tambaqui), 2913 nucleotides long. RefSeq names its product guanine monophosphate synthase (gene gmps). Gene Ontology annotation, cellular component: cytosol. The record is from RefSeq and is a predicted model, not a curated record. NCBI's taxonomy places the organism in Eukaryota, Metazoa, Chordata, Actinopteri, Characiformes, Serrasalmidae. The transcript is spliced from 16 exons. Gene Ontology annotation, biological process: GMP biosynthetic process. Gene Ontology annotation, molecular function: GMP synthase activity; ATP binding; GMP synthase (glutamine-hydrolyzing) activity. Bases 232 to 2310 code for a protein of 692 amino acids.
CUCGGGAAAAAAAACACUGAGUAGUUACAACUGCGGGCAACAGGCGAGCUGCUCACAGCGUAGGAAGGAGAAACAUCAUCCAUAUCAGACUAAAACCAGACUGUGGCCAGACUAAGACCAGCCUCAGAUCACACUGAGAUCAGACUCUCUCUCUCUCAGCAGCAGCCAGUACUGAACCCAGAGAGGAGCUGGUGAACACGGAGCAGUCAGUCCGCUUCUCUUCAGGCACUCAUGGCGCUGUGUAACGGGGAUACCAAGCUGGACAUCAGUGGCGAACCUAAAGAUGCACUGUGUGAUUAUGAGGGGGCCGUGGUCAUCCUUGACGCCGGGGCACAGUAUGGGAAGGUGAUUGACCGGCGAGUGCGAGAGCUGUUUGUCCAGUCGGAGAUCCUGCCACUAGAGACCCCAGCCUUCGCCAUCAGAGAACAGGGCUUCAGGGCCAUCAUCAUAUCUGGCGGUCCUAACUCAGUCUACGCAGAGGAUGCGCCCUGGUUUGACCCCGCCAUAUUCACCAUCGGAAAACCUGUCUUGGGAAUCUGCUAUGGCAUGCAGAUGAUGAAUAAAGUGUUCGGCGGCACGGUGCACAGAAAAAGCGUCAGAGAAGAUGGUGUGUUCAGCAUCGGGAUAGACAACUCCUGCUCACUUUUCAGGGGACUACAGAAAGAGGAGAUGGUGCUGUUGACCCAUGGUGACAGUGUGGAUAAAGUAGCAGACGGAUUCAAAGUCGUCGCCCAGUCUGGCAACAUUAUUGCAGGCAUUGCUAAUGAACAGAAGAAGCUCUAUGGCACUCAGUUUCACCCUGAAGUGGAUCUGACGGAGCGGGGCAUGGACAUGCUGCGGAACUUCCUGUUCGAGAUCGCUGGCUGUACCAGUAACUUCACCGUACAGAACCGCCAGCUAGCCUGCAUCCGAGAGAUCAGGGAGAAAGUGGACAAGUCCAAAGUGCUGGUGUUGUUGAGCGGUGGUGUGGACUCCACAGUAUGCACUGCCCUGCUGAAUAAGGCUCUGAACCAGGAUCAAGUGAUCGCCGUCCACAUCGAUAACGGCUUCAUGAGGAAGAGAGAGAGCCAGAGCGUGGAGGAGGCACUCACCAAACUCGGCAUUAAACUUAAGGUGGUAAACGCGGCGCACACGUUCUACAAUGGCACCACGACGCUCCCCAUCUCGGAGGAGGACCGGACACCCAGGAAACGCAUCAGCAAAACCCUUAACAUGACCACCAACCCUGAGGAAAAGAGGAAGAUCAUCGGCGACACCUUCGUCAAGGUGGCGAAUGAGGUGAUUGGUGAGAUGAACCUGAAGCCAGAAGAAGUGUACCUGGCACAGGGCACGCUCAGACCGGACCUGAUCGAGAGCGCCUCUCACCUGGCCAGCGGCAAAGCCGAGGUCAUCAAAACGCACCACAACGACACAGAGCUCAUCCGCAAACUCAGAGACGAGGGCAAAGUAAUCGAGCCGCUGAAAGAUUUCCACAAGGAUGAGGUGCGGGCGUUGGGCCGAGAGCUGGGGCUUCCCGAGGAGAUCGUCUCUCGACACCCUUUCCCUGGUCCAGGUUUAGCCAUUAGAGUCAUCUGUGCUGAUGAACCGUACAUCUGCAAAGACUUCGCUGAGACCAACAACGUCCUGAAAAUCAUCACAGACUUCUCCGCCAGCGUGAAAAAGCCACACACACUGCUGCAGAGAGUGAAGUCGUGCAUAUCAGAUGAGGAAGAGGAGAAACUGAUGCAGAUCACCAGCCUUCAUUCACUAAAUGCCUUCCUGCUGCCAAUCAAAACCGUGGGCGUCCAGGGUGACUCUCGGUCGUACAGCUACGUGUGCGGGCUGACCAGUAAAGAAGCUCCUCACUGGGAAUCUCUCAUGUUCCUCGCCAGACUCAUCCCUCGCAUCUGCCAUUCCAUUAACAGAGUUGUAUACGUCUUCGGGUCACACGUAAAGGAACCACCCACUGACAUCACGCCCACCUUCCUGACCACAGGCGUGCUGAGCACACUCAGACAAGCAGACUUUGUAGCCCACUCCAUCCUGAGGGAGUCUGGCUACUCGAGUAAGAUCAGUCAGAUGCCCAUCAUUCUGGUGCCUCUGCAUUUCGACCGCGACCCACUGCAGAAGCAGCCCUCCUGCAGGCGCUCCGUCGUCAUUAGAACCUUCAUCACCAGUGACUUCAUGACCGGCAUCCCUGCCACGCCCGACAACCACAUCCCUGAGGAGGUGGUGCUGAAGAUGGUCAGCGAGAUAAAGAAGAUUCCCGGCAUCUCCAGGGUGAUGUACGACCUCACAUCCAAACCUCCGGGAACCACAGAGUGGGAGUAGAGCAGAGUGGUGGACUGGCGCUCUCCCCUUUUUCUUUCUGUUCCUCCCCUUCCCCUCCCCCCAUCUCACUAUACCGGUGUUGCCACACUCCCUAAAGCCCCCACCCCACAACCUUCAGAGAACACAACAUUCCCUAUGAUGGCAGGCAGUACUGUGAUUAGCACACACCCGAAGCCGCUACUUCAACACUGCCUCAUUUUCUGGGGCUUUUAUUAUUAUUAUUAUUAUUAUUACUAUUAUUAUUAUUAUUGAAUGAAUGAACAGCUCAUCAUUGGUUUCUAAUGAUGGUACAAUUACUUAGUUUAUUUCAGGUAUCAGCCCUCUGUGUUGUGACAGGUUGUUACUUUCCUGCAAACGCUAAAACGUCAAAGGUCAGAUUCCCGGCAGGCCGUCGUGUCCUGGCGGACUGUGACACACAGAUAAACAGCUUGUUGACAGGCAGUCGAUUUGAGAGGUUUUUCCAGCGUCGCUGCUUUAUUUUCCUCAUAAACCAGCUCUGGUGCACUGCUGGCUUCUUGAAUCUUUUUAUUUCUCUCUGAAGUCUCUGGCGGUAUUUAUUAUGAAAUCAGCUGCGGGCAGUAGUAGCUCAUUCACCCGUUGAUG